CUCCAUCCAAACGCGGUGUUACGAUCACUCCUUCCUUCCAGCGCCAUCACGUCACUGCUACAGGCAGACGUUACAUUCAAUUUUUGGUCUUUAAAAUUCGGUUGAUCUGUUACUAUUACCAUCUUCAUUUGACUUCUCUUUCAAUCCCGAUCAUGAAUUUCUUCAUAAUAUUAUUCCUUUUCUUCUCUCUAUUUUCCAUCACUUUUUCUCACGAAACUUUCAAUUCCCACCUCCUUCCCAGACCUUUGAUCAUCGAAUUCCCACAAACCAUCGAAACCCAGUUUGGGAAAUCCAUAGAUGAGCUUCAAUUAGAGUGCUCCAGUUGGAGAUUCGCUAUUGAGAGUAAUAAUUUGAGCCCUUGGAAGACGAUUCCACACGAAUGUGCUGAUUAUGUGAAGGACUACUUGAUGGGUAGGGCUUAUAGAUUCGAUCUCGAAAGGGUUUCGAAAGAGGCUAUAAAGUAUGCGAAGAGCGUUGAAUUGGGUGAAGAUGCGAAGGAUGUUUGGGUAUUUGAUAUCGAUGAGACUCUGCUUUCGAAUCUUCCUUACUAUGCUGAUCAUGGUUUUGGGUUAGAGGUUUUUGAUGGUGCGGAGUUUGAUAAGUGGGUUGACAAGGCUAUGGCAUCUCCAAUAGAGUCCAGUCUGAAGCUUUAUGAAGAGGUUCUGAAGUUGGGAUUCAAGGUUUUCUUGCUUACCGGGCGCAGUGAACAUCAAAGAGGCGUUACUGUUGCGAAUUUGAUCAAUUCGGGCUUUCAGGAUUGGGACAAGCUCAUAUUGAGAGCAACUGAGGACCAUGGGAAGCUAGCGGCAAUAUACAAGUCGGAGAAGAGGAAUGAGAUGGUGGAAGAAGGAUACCGGAUUUUGGGCAACUCCGGAGACCAAUGGAGCGAUCUUUUGGGUUCAUCAGUUUCCAUCCGCUCAUUCAAGCUCCCAAAUCCCAUGUAUUAUAUUCCCUAAUUAAACAGGUUCCUAUUAAGCUUUUCUAAUCCCUUCUAGUUAAAUAAAUAUUUGUACAUUCGAUUCAUUGACUGAAGUUUGCAAUUAAUAUACAAAUUGUGCAUAACUAUACUUGAUUUAAGUUUUCAAUUGGUAUAUAAAUUGUGCA
This is a messenger RNA of Camellia sinensis, 1104 nucleotides long. RefSeq names its product acid phosphatase 1. Lineage: Eukaryota; Viridiplantae; Streptophyta; Magnoliopsida; Ericales; Theaceae. Gene Ontology annotation, molecular function: acid phosphatase activity. The record is from RefSeq and is a predicted model, not a curated record.